UGGGCGUGAAAUAUCCCCUAUGGUUCUGAGUGCUAUCAAAUCAAUUACCGGAUUCCCUUGUCGUUCAUCAAAAAAGCAUAAACUUAAUCGGGUUCUACGACAAAAUGCAUGAGUCAUGGGCAAAAAGCUAUGGUAUUAUAGUUAAUAGUUUCUAUGAACUUGAGCAAGUGUGUGCAAAUUAUUACAUGGAUGUAUUGAAAAGAAAAGUGUGGCUUAUAGGCCCUAUGUUUCUUUGCAACAGAGAUGGAAAAGAAAAGGGAAAGAAAGGAAAUGAGGUAUCUGGUGAUGAGGACGAGUUGUUGUUGAAGUGGCGUGACACCAAAAAGGAAAAUUCAGUUGUUUAUGUCUGCUAUGGAACUAUGACAAAUUUCCUUGAUUCUCAGCUGAGAGAAAUUGCAAUUGGUCUUGAGGCUUCAGGCCACCAAUUCCUCUGGAUUGUGAGGAGAAACAAACAAGAAGAUGACAAAGAGUGGUUUCUUGAAGGAUUUGAGAAAAGAAUGAAAGGAAAGGGAUUGAUAAUAAAAGGGUGGGUGCUUCAAGUGUUGAUUCUUGAACACCAAGCAAUUGGUGCGUUCAUGAUGCAUUGUAGAUGGAAUUUGACGUUGGAAGCAGUGAUUGCAGGGGUGCCUAUGGUCACUACGCUAGUCGCGGUCGAGUAGUUCUUCAAUGAGAAGUAGGUUACCGAGGUCCUUAAAAUCAGGGUGCUUGUUGGAGUCAAAAAAUGGGUUAGAAUGGUGGGAGAUACUAUCAAAUGGGAGGCAGUGGAAAAGGCCGUGACGAGGAUAAUGGCAGGGGAAGAAGCCAUUGAAAUGAGGAACAAAGUGAAGUGCUCUCACAACAGGCUAGACUAGCCGUGGAAAAAGGAGGAUCAUCUUACUCCCAGUUAAAUACUUUAAUUGAAGAGCUGGGUUUGCUCCAUUGCAAAAAUACUUGGACAUAUAAGCCUACAAUAUACAUUUGUGUUAUCAUUAGCAAGCCAUCAAUAUACGCUUGCAAAAGAUUUUCUUGCAUGUUUGGAUUUCUGUUGGGAUGGUUUCAAAAAUAUAUUUGAGAGUAAGAUCAGUUUAAGAUUAUGUUUGGUUAUCCCUAAAAAUAUGUUUGAGAAUAAAAUUUUAUCUGAAAACUAAAUUUUGGAAAAAGAAGACUUGAAAUACUCUUGCAAACUUAUAUUGAUCUUACUCUUAAACAUACACUUCAUUUUGUAACUUAUACGUUGAACCUGUAUUGGAAUCACCCCUACUGCACUUUCUGGUUGCAUAGUUAUCAUUUUAGGGUU
Glycine soja is the source of this 1276-nucleotide messenger RNA. RefSeq names its product scopoletin glucosyltransferase-like. NCBI's taxonomy places the organism in Eukaryota, Viridiplantae, Streptophyta, Magnoliopsida, Fabales, Fabaceae. The record is from RefSeq and is a predicted model, not a curated record. The coding region runs from base 105 to 659 and encodes 184 amino acids. Gene Ontology annotation, molecular function: UDP-glycosyltransferase activity. The transcript has a single exon.